CUCUCUCUCUCUCUCUCUCUCUCUCCCUCUCUCUCUCUCCCCCUCUCUCUCUCCCCCUCUCUCUCUUGCUAACGAGUGGUGCGCACUGUGUUCCGAGUGACGUUCCUUCGGGAAAAGGACAGAGACUAUAGUUAUGAGGGUGUUGAAGACGACGACGACGACAACGACGACGACGACGACGGUGCUGACAGGUUCCGUCAUUGAGGAAGGAGAAAGAGGGACGACACGCGGCCGGUGCAUUCCCGCCGCUCGCGGAACGUCCGCAGUGACGUUCUUAGCGCAGUGAAACGAUACAGCGAUUGCCAAGUGAAAAUUCUCGAGGAAUUAUCCUCGAUAGUCGAGACUCGUUAAAACGCGAACCAACGAUUCCCAGCGACCGGAAAGACGAUUAUCGAGUUUUAUUAAAUCGUGCUGUGUUUUUUUCCCUCUCUCCUAUAUAUAUAUCUCUCUAUCUCUCUCUCCUGGACCAUCGUGGAUUCGGACACGACAACGAUACUUGGAACGUGUAUUCUGAAUUUGGACAUCCUGGUGGACACCUGUACCAACGAUCUGGUCUGCACGUGGCUCCUGUCACCCGCCAUUGUCGACCCGCUCGACGACGUUACGCUCAUCGUCGUUUAACGGCCGACGCGACGACGCGACGACUUGGCUCGUAUAAUUUAUCGCGCCUUCGUCCUCCGGCCGUUCUUCCGUCCCUCCCGCAAACCGCUCCUUCUCCUAUCUCUGACUCGUUCCACCGACCCCUUUCUCCCUGCCCCCUCCGAUCCUCCGCUCUCCCCUCCUUACCCGUGGUUCCUUACGUUCGGUACGCGCGCUCUUUAUUUACUCUCGGUCCGUCUUGCUAUGCUCGCACCACCGGCGGCGGCGAACCCUCGGUGCUGAUCCUCGCACUUUGUCGCGCGCGUCCGCUCUUCGAUGACGUGCCGCCUCGCUUCUCGCUGAAUACCACCCGGUCGGUCGGUUCCUUCGAGCUUCUUCCUUCCCCUCCCCCAACCCCCUUUUAUCCUCCUUUAUCCUCCUCAACCCGAUCUUCUCUUUACCAUCACCUCCUCCUCCUUUCCCUCCUCCUCCUCCUCCUCCUCCUCCUCCUCCUCCUCCUCCUCCUCCUCCUCUUCCUCCGUCACCACCUAACAUCUUCUACGAUCGCUCGUCGGCGUGGGUGCCACGGUUUCGCCGUCGUCGUCCCUCGACAUCGGCGUUAUAACAUCGGCAAUAAACCGGCAUCAUCUGCACCAUCACCGAUCACGUGGCUUGCUCAACGGCUACGCUGUACGACAAUGUGCACGCCGCGCCGCUGUGCGGCUCCGGCGUGGGCCACCCUGGCUCCGUCACGCCGAUGGGGACAGCCACCGGAGCGGGGCAUUCCACCGGGGUGACCUGGUGGACCAUGAUGAACGGUUCCCUGUACGACGAAAGUCCUCCGCCGGUACAACCUACAGCUUCGACUCUCGUAUCGCUACAGCAGCAACAACAGCAACAACAACAACAGAGUUCAACUGCAGGCUCUCAUCAACAGCAACAACCACCUCAACAACAACAACAAGCGACGACACCAACCUCCCCUGGUGUCCCAGCGUCAUCAGGCACGACCGCACCAUCGGCACCUUCAGCGAGCGCCAGCUCGACCUCACCGAGCGCCUCCUCGGUCGCGAGCAACAGCGCGACGGGACCGCUUCAUAUACCUGCGAAAAGACUAACGGCUACCCCAGGCGGUGCCAGCGGAGCCGGCUCGAGCUACGGGGAAGUAUCCUGUGUCGAGGCAUCAUCGGUUGGUGCGGCUGGGGCCGCGGCAUCGGGCGUGAUACGACACUCGCACUCGUCCUCGGCAGGCUCGCAAGGCGGUUGGAGUUACAGUCCUCAUCAUCCGCAGGACUCGCAUUACUCCUCCGCGGCGAGCGAGUCCUUAAAUCACCAUCAAACAUACGGGGCUAACAACCCCCCGACGUAUUACAAUCUGGCGGCCGAUCCGACCUCGACGUCCGGUUCCUCGAGGGACAACCGGAAAACCGGAUCUACGGUGACCUUUUGGUCGCCUGCAACCGCGACCGUGGCCUCGGCGGCCACUACUCCUGAUUACAAGCCUUAUAAUUCUGCUGGAGCUGCUACCGUGAGCGGAUCAUCCAGCGGUGCGGCAGGUGGUACCUCCUCGGUCACGGCAGCGGCCACGGGACCACCCGAUCCUACUGUAUCAUCUUGUCAUCAGAGCAGUUUUGGGCAGAGCUGGUGUAAUUACGCGCCUUACACCACUGCGAGGCAUCAUCAUCCGGUUGAUACAGCUGCUCAUCAUCAUCCGCAUUCGCAGCCGACUGUUCCAUAUCUAACACCCUCCGCGGCCGACGAUCGGGGCAGAGUUGCAGCCGCGAUGGUCGCCGCGGAAGGAACCUUUCCUCAUGAUGGUUAUGGCGGACUAAGGAACUACGGGGCACCCGAGCCCGUCACUUCCAGUCCCUAUCCACCCCCAGUGAUGUGGGGUUCCUCCCCAUCUUCGUUUUUUCCAGCAGGUUCCCUGGCGGGAGUCGGCGUGGGCGUCGGCGUGGCCGGUGUGGCUGGCGUAGGUGUCGGCUGCGGUGGUUCGACGCAUUUGGAGUGGACGGGUCCGAUGACGGUACGAAAGAAGCGCAAACCGUAUUCGAAGUAUCAAACGUUGGAGUUAGAGAAGGAGUUCCUUUUCAACGCAUACGUCUCGAAGCAGAAACGAUGGGAACUCGCGAGGACAUUGAAUUUGACCGAGCGACAGGUCAAGAUCUGGUUUCAAAAUCGGCGUAUGAAGAACAAGAAGAAUACGCAGCGUCAAUCGCAACAACAACAAAACAAUAACAAUAAUAAUAAUAAUAACAACAAUAGCGCGAAUAACGCGAAUCAUCAUGGUGGAGGAGGCGCGACCGGUGGUCAUCAUCAUCCGGGUGCCGGUCAUGCGGCCCCUUCGAGUCAUCACGUGGUCGCGCAAGCACACCACGCGAACGGCUCGGCGAAGCAUCAUCAUCAGUGACCCGUGGCCUUCUCUGGGGUCGUCUUCGGCCACUAUCCUCACGGCUCCUCGUCGAGCACCGGGGCAACAACGGCGGCAGCGAUUGCCACUGGAGGCAACGUCGGCGUCGUUGGUUCUGCAGUUGGUACUGCCGUUGGUUCUACCGUCGGUUCGGGUGUCGGUUCGGGUGUCGGUACGGGUCUCGGUUCCGGUGUAAUGACCGGUGUCAUGAGCGGUAGUAACGCCGGCGGAAUCGGCGUCUCGACGGGUAGCCACGGGGUCGGAGGUCACGCGAGUUUGGUGGUAGCGGCGGCGGCAGCCGGCAUUCCGCAGAGUACGCUGACGCACGGAAAUUCCGCGACGCCUAUACGAUCGGCCAGCGGCGGGAACGCCGCUGGUACCAACGAUCGUACCGUCGCGAUUGUCCAUCCGCACGGACACGUCCACGCGACCACACCGCAUCAUCAUCAUCACCACCAUCACCAUCACCAUCAUCAGCUGCCGCACGUAGCGCAACAAUAUCCCGCGCUUCUUCAUCAGACCUCGCACGGCUUGGCCGCAUGAAUUUUCUCGAUCUACCGACGCCCCAGAGAAACUACUUUAUAUCUAUUAGCUCGCUUAAAAGCAGCCGGUCGCGUUCAACGAAAGACGUGUGCACGCGCGCACGCACUGGACUCUCUCACUCUCCUUCUCUCUGUUUAUCUCUCUUUUUCUCUCUUUGUCUCUCUAUCUCUUUCUCUCCUUCUCAUUCUCUCUAUAUCUAUCUCUCCGUAUUAUUUUCGACAGCUUUAGAAACUGGACGAUCAUUUUACGGAGAGAUACGAUAUGCGAGUAGUAUAAAUAUUAUUAUUAAUAAUUAUUAAUUAUUAUUAUUAAUUAUUAUUAUUAUUAAUUAUUAUUAUUAUUAAAUAUUAUUGUGUAUUAUUAUAACGGUUAUCGAUGAAAGGCAAGCGCAAGCUUAUUGUAUAAAAAGAGAUAAAGAAAAAUGAAAAAACUCAAGGAGCAGAAACGAAUGCGUAAAGUGCUCCGGAGACUCUUCGUCGAGUGUGUCGGUGUCCAGUGUCGGUCAGCUUCGAAUUGAACGGGUCGUUAAUCGUCAUCGUUGUCGGGCAAAUACGCGUGACACCAAACAAUCUGUCCAAACCUUAUUCGGUAAUAUCUUCUCCACCUAUAGAUAUACACAUAUAUAUAAUACAUAUAUACAUA
Vespula pensylvanica (western yellowjacket) is the source of this 4174-nucleotide messenger RNA. Its product is annotated as homeobox protein abdominal-B-like. The record is from RefSeq and is a predicted model, not a curated record. Gene Ontology annotation, molecular function: DNA-binding transcription factor activity, RNA polymerase II-specific; RNA polymerase II cis-regulatory region sequence-specific DNA binding. The transcript has 2 exons. Bases 1337 to 2989 code for a protein of 550 amino acids. Gene Ontology annotation, biological process: proximal/distal pattern formation; anterior/posterior pattern specification; regulation of transcription by RNA polymerase II. Gene Ontology annotation, cellular component: nucleus. NCBI's taxonomy places the organism in Eukaryota, Metazoa, Arthropoda, Insecta, Hymenoptera, Vespidae.